AUGUCAAAUAUCACACCUAUAAUUAAUCAUAAGAAAUCAUCAACUAAAAAGAUUGAAAAAUAAAUCUUCAAGUUUAUCAAACACAUUUUCAAAGAGCACGUUUAAAAGGUGGACUAAUUAGACAGAAAAAGCUUGGAUAUCAAGAUGUUGAUUAUUUACUACACACUGAUGAUUUUGGAAUUACCUCAUUUGAGCUACUUUAUGAUAAUGGAAAUAAAAUAGAAUUUGAAGCAAGACUUCUUUUAGAGCAAUAAGAUUAAGAUCAAUUUACUUUAUUUGCUUGACCAGAUAUCAGAAAAGGAUCUUUAGGAUAGCAAGGACUAACAGGCUCAUUUAAUCUAGAUGGUGAAAAUUAAUGAAUUAAAUCAAAAGCUCUAAAAUAAGAUUGAAAUUACUACAAAUGCAAUUUAGUAAUUUUGGUAGAAUUUGUAUCAAGAAAAAAGUUAAAUAAAUAUUUACCUUGAAGGUUCUAAAAUUUCACAGCAUAUAGAAGGAAUAAAAGUAACCUAUGAUGAUAUAAAGGAGGCUUCUAAAGACGUCUAGGAAAUAAAGUUUUACAUUUACAUGGCUUCUUUUUUCAAAUAUUUAAACAAUAAAGAGACUUAGCAAUAAACAAUAUGA
Stylonychia lemnae is the source of this 621-nucleotide messenger RNA. The record is from the annotation of a GenBank genome assembly. Lineage: Eukaryota; Ciliophora; Spirotrichea; Sporadotrichida; Oxytrichidae.